Electrophorus electricus (electric eel) is the source of this 2571-nucleotide messenger RNA. Lineage: Eukaryota; Metazoa; Chordata; Actinopteri; Gymnotiformes; Gymnotidae. The record is from RefSeq and is a predicted model, not a curated record.
UGCUUGUGCUGUUGUUCUCCUGGUUCUUCCAUGUCUCGCGGCUCCGCUGCUGCGGUUCGAGGGAGAUAACACGAUCGCCCUUCAGGAUGGAAAACCCCCACAUGACCUGAUGCUUGCCACCGUAAGUCUUUCCGUUCUCUUUCCCUGUACCGGUACCGACUGGUGAAACUGCGGUAUUUGCUGUUUUUGUUGCAGUGUAACCUGAAAUGAUUUUUCUAUUCACUGAAUGCUGUACUUUUAUUAAGUCAGAAAAUAGUUUUGUGUUUGUUCUUGUCCUCACACGUUUUCUUGUUCGUGGCUGCGUUUCACUAAUACACUUUUAUAUUCACGAAAACUGAAAAAAAGCCACCGUGAUGAUUAUCCCAGAGUCGAAUUUUGCAUAAGUGAUGAAGAAAGGGAAUGAACAGAUCAUCGCGCAUCAAGAAAAAUUCAGUCAUUUUGCUGCUGUCAUUCAUCUUUGAUUAUGUGCCUCCACAUGUUGAUGGGAACAAGUUAGAAGACAGCUGUGACUAAUGCGGGUAGUUCUUAGAACAUGACAGCUUCUACAUGCUUGAAUCGGCUUACAUUCACUGGUAGAGUUGACGCUGUAUUCAUUUACAUCAUAAACAUUGGGCCAAGUGAACAGAAGACUGUUAUGCUGGUGUUCGCUUUAGUGAUUACGUUCUCUCUCUUUCAGAAAUACCUAAGACGCUUCUACGGUUUUCAGGAGGUUGACCCGGCGGGGCGGCGGAAGAGGAGUCUCUCCUCCAAACUGAAGGACAUGCAAAGCUUUUUUGGCCUCAAUCAGACUGGCAACCUGGAUUCUUACACACUGGCUGUAAUGCAGACGCCCAGGUGCGGUGUUCCUGACGUCCAUGAUUACGUCCACAGCCAAGGCAACAGGUGGACAAAAAAUGUCCUCACUUACAGUGUUGGGAGGUAUACGAGUGACUUACCCGCAAGUACAGUAGACUCCCUGAUCGCAUCAGCUCUGGAUAUGUGGGCAAAAGUCAGCCCUCUGAGGUUCAUCAGAUCAUUCUCUCAGCAGGCAGACAUCAUGGUGGAGUUUGGCUCCAAUGAGCAUGGUGACUCCUUCCCCUUUGACGGUCCCAAAGGCACCCUGGCCCACGCCUUUGACCCUGGAGAGGGCAUUGGAGGAGAUGUCCACUUUGAUGAGGAUGAACUCUGGACAGCUGGUUUCAAUAGCAGUGCUUCUGAUUGCCAGACCGAGGGUACCUUACAUCAAAGUCAGGCGGGAUUUGACAGCUACCUAGAAAAAUUUGUGGGAGAGAUGUGGGAUGUAGGAGAGAACGGUGUCUUACUGCAAGGUGUUUUUGACAAUGACAGAGUGCUACCUGUGACGUGUCUCUCUCCCACUCCAGGGUUUAACCUGUAUCUAGUUGCAGCACAUGAGUUUGGCCACGCCUUGGGUUUAAGGCAUUCUCAGAACCCUGAGUCCCUCAUGUAUCCCACAUACAGAGCUCGGAAAACACACAACCUGCUUUCCAGUGAAGAUAUUAUGAACAUCAAUGUGAUAUAUGAACCAAGCAUUAAAAGGCCUUAUUACUACCCAAGGCUUAGUUGGAGCUAUCCCUUCAAACCUUGGUACGCGGGUUCAUAUUUCCCCAUGGCAGUAAAGGAAAAAUGCAGCCCUGGCUUGUCUUUUGAUUCUGUUACUACGUUAGGGGAGGCAAUCUUCUUUUUCAAAGGAGGGUAUUUAUGGAUCAAGCAUAAUAACAAAAACGAUGUGAAGGAGGGUCCCAUCUACAACUUCAUGCCCAAGAUCAGUUCAAAGAUAGAUGCUGCCUACUGGCUUCCCCAGCGAUCUGCAGCCUACCUGAUCAGCGGGAGCAGUUACUGGACUGUGAAGGGCUCUCAGGUGAAGGGCAGAGAUAAAAAUAUCAGCAGCUUUGGGUUUCCAGCCUGGGUGCAGCAGGUGGACGCAGCUGCCCACAUUCACCGGACGGUCCACACUUUAUUCUUCACUCAGCAUCUGUACUGGAAAUACAACGAACAUCGGAAGGCCAUGGAGGACUCUUAUCCACGCAAUAUUUCUGAUGAUUUCCCAGGCAUUAACAAGCCUAUUAGCGCAGCUGUUUAUAAACAUGGUUUCCUUCAUUUGUUUCUUGGAGCUGAGGUGUGCAAAUAUGAUAUUAAACGUAAGAAGGUUGUUGGAGUUAACAAAGCAAAUUCUUGGCUUGGAUGUUAAUGGAGAUCUUCAAAAACAUUUUAUAGCAUUGCACAUUGGACACACGAUAUCUAUAUCAGCCCUACCUAACUUACUCUAUGGCUAUAAAAUCAAAGAGUCUGUAUCACACUGUAUAGAGUAGAGACUGCAAAGUCUGUAUAAAAAAAUAUACAUAUAUAUAUAUAUAUGUGUGUGUGUGUGUGUGUGUGUGUGUGUGUGUGUGUGUGUGUGUCUAUAUCAGAUUCUAUAAUGCAUUUGGCUUGUGUAUUGUGUACAUAUUUUAGUUUAGUAAACGAGUAUGUGAAACAAGUGAAAGUACUUCUUUAAAACUAAAUAAGAAGUGUGUGUGUGUGUGAGAGUGUGAGUGUGCGCGUGUGUGUAUGUGUGUGUGUGUGCGUGAGUGU